UGGACAUUGGUUUGGUAUAUACAUUUCCUGGUUAGAUUUUAUAUCUGCUGGGUGACACUUGUAGUUUUCCCAAUUAAAAAUGUUUGUAUUGUAUUUGCUGGCAGCUGUGUGUGCAGUGACACAGUAUGUCGAUGCACAGCGUAGUGUGUAUGCCGAUCAUAAAUGGGGCCUGAAAGACUGGGAGAGACAACAUGAAAAGUACUUGAAGUCUCAGCCUCCAGUGAAGAUACUCAACAAAGGGGACAAAAUCCUCUACAAAGAUUGUUUCCAUCUCAAGAAUUCAGGCUAUAACAUAUCAGGCAUCUACAAGAUAAACAUUAACCAAUCUUUUGCAUUUAAGGCUCACUGUGAGUUUACACCAACCAAUGCCUACACAGCCAUACAGCAACGAGUGACCUCGACCUUCAAUUUCGAUACUUACUACAGCUACUAUGUGAGUGGAUUUGGCCAUCCAGCAGCCGACUACUGGGCAGGACUUACCGUCAUGAACCAUCUUUCAGUGCAAGGAAACACCGUCCUCAAAGUCAGAAUGACAGACUGGAGUGGAUACAAUGGAAUAGCCAACUACAAAAUGUUCUACGUACACGCCGCUGCCCAAAACUUUGUCUUGAACAUUGGAGGAUUUAAAACCACAAGCACAGUCGGAGAUGCCCUGUCGUACAACAAUGGAAUGCCAUUUGCCUCACAGGACCGACCAGACCCCAACAACUGCGCUAGCCGCCAUCGCACCGGAUGGUGGUACAACUACUGCACCCGGUCACUGCCGAAUGGCCACUACUAUAUGAACGGACCGUACACACCUCCUUAUGGUUAUCCCGACGGAAUAUUCUGGGACAACUGGCGUGGUGUCAAUUAUUCACUUAGGUACUUUAUCAUGCAGGUUUCUCAUUUUUAAACAAACUCUGGUAUAACAAUAACACUAGUUAAUUAAUUUACUGCAACACAGCGUUCAAAUCUGAGUGUAAAACUAUGGUUCAGUAGUCAAAGAAUUAACCUAAUUAGCUAAGGUACCUACUGAUUAUUUUUCUAAAGAAUAUUUUUAUUAUUUCACCAUAUAGAUCUGCAUUAAUUUUCUUAUUCUUGCAUGCCAUUAUUUGAUAUUGUUUGGCUAUACUUGCUACUUAUGUUACAUACAUGUACAUUUUAAUAUUAAGAAAAACAUAUCAUUUCUCAGUGUGUCAUUUGUCAUCAGAAUUGUGUCACCUUGAAACCAACAUUUUUAUAAUAUAUAACAUUUCAUCUUUGUUUUCUGCAAUGCUUUGUAAUUUUGUGCUUAGUAAAGCAAUAAGUAAAAUUUAGCCUUGAAUAUGACAGACAGACAGAUACAUUGGUGCAGUAACCAGGCAUUGGAUUUGUGGAUAUGUUUAAGAUUCUGCAAGAAUCAUAAAACUGUUGUAUGGUUGAUAUCUCAAGUUACUCUUCCAAUCCAAAAUCUGACUUGCAGCCUGGUAACCAUUAAAAAUGAUGACAUUUCCAUUUGCUUGCUUGUCAUGUUACAUGUACAUGUAUGAAAUGCAAAUAAAAUUGCUAUUUAACUGAAA
Molecule: messenger RNA, 1541 nt
Organism: Gigantopelta aegis
Lineage: Eukaryota; Metazoa; Mollusca; Gastropoda; Neomphalida; Peltospiridae
Product: angiopoietin-related protein 1-like
Exons: 4
Coding region: 80-895 (271 amino acids)
Source: RefSeq, a predicted model, not a curated record